AGGGGAAGUGAAUGGACACACUGCUAAUUUAGGGAGGGCACUGUGUGUGAAUUGCACAUGAGUGAGAUGCAGUGUUUUCUACUCCUACUGAGAAUUUUCAAAUGUAGUUCUGUCAGGUUACCAAGUGUUACCAAGUGUUUGCACUUCUGCCAUGCAGAUGAGUGUCUGUAAAGCUUUGCCUCUGACUUGCACCCUUCCCAUACAGUGGGUCACUGAGUGAAUACGGAAGCACACAAGUGCUUUGUGGGCACAAGAGAAAGUGAAUAUAACAGAUUUUCUGCAAUUUUUAAGUGCAACUUUCGGCGUUACCCAGAGGAAGUCCUUUGGCUGUUGCCAUCUGUGCUGGCACAGACAUUUUUGAAACAGGGUUCAGAUGAGAACAUGAGCAGGUAGAUAGAUCAAAAACUGUUGGGUGCAUGCUUUGUAACCUGGCCUGCUGGGCUCUGGGACCCUGUGGUGCCUCAGUGCGGGUCUGCAAUGGAUCAUAGGUGGUCUGGUCAUUGCCUGGUAAGUAGGGACACAGCCUGGCCACAGCCUCCUGCAGGGCUGUGCUGCAGGAGUUUGCUGCAGGGGGCAGUGUAGUGUGGGGUAGGAGUGAGCAAGUUGCUGUGGAAAUGGCUUCUUGGGAUUGUGCAGGCUAAUUGUGGUUUAACUGUGUGUGGAAACUAUAGCCAAGGUAUUCAGAAUGCUCACAAGGCUUUCGAAAUUGGACAGUGGUACUGUCUGGAAGCAGCCAACCUCUUAAAAUAGUGCAGCCAGCAGGAGCAGGAGGUGGUAGUCUAGCUGUGCUCAGCUCUAGUGAGGUCUUGAGUAUUGUGUUCAGUUUUGGGUCCCUCGAUACAUGAAAGACAUCAAGGCCCUGGAGAGUGUUCAGAGAAGGGCAGUGGACCUGUGACGGGUUCUGGAGCACAAAUCUUAUGAGGAGCAGCUGAGGGAACUAGGGAUUGGAAGCAUCAACUGCGCCCCUGGGCCUUGUGGGCAGCCCUGAGCCUGCCCCGGGCUCUGUGUGCAUGAUAUGGGCCGCAAGCAGCCAGCAGAUCAUUUUCCUUCUCAGAGGCUGGAUUUUAUUGCAGUAACUGACAUGCUAAUGAACGAACUCAUAAUUAAUGUCAAUGAGAAUGUAACUCACUUGUUAUUAACUAAUGUAGUGAUCUUGAUAGAAGUGCGUGGGGAUUUGUGUCAUCAUUUAAUGAAGACCAAGUGUGGAAAGUUGAAGAUAGAACAGGAAAAGUCAUGGAAAACUAACAACGGGGGAAGCAUGUAUAGGAAUUUACAGCAUUAAUUGCAGAAAUAAGAGCUGCAGAGCUCAUGGAUGCAGAAGGUGAAUAAGCUCCUUGUGACAUCUGCCUCUGAGCCUCUUCUCCCAUCACAGAGGUACAGUGUGAUGAGUUAUUUGUCUGAGCGAAGGAAAGCCUCAGCCCCUGAAGGAAUCUGGGGAUGUGGAGCUGGGAUGCCCGUGCUAUUGUCUUCGUUUCAGCUGGUAACAAACAAGGGGCUUUGUGUGCUGUUGCUUGUCAAAAUGAGGCCUGCCUAGGAAGCCUGGUCUGAAUUCUUUCUCUAUCUUCUUUACUUCCAUAAGCACUGACUUCCACUUUGAGGUACCAGAAAGUGUGCACUAUAGGGCACAGUAAAAAGUGCUACUACAGCCUGUUGUAGAUGAGUAAAAUAAAGCCCCAAAUGUUUUGCUAAAGCAUUUCAUUUGCUUGGGCACUAAUCCUCUGGGGAAGUCUCUAGAUCUAAUAGUUAAUGCUCAUAAGGGAAAAUGGUGUUUCAGAAGCAACUGCCUACAUUCUGGUGCAUGUUCUUUCUUUCAUCUUUUCUCCUCAGACUUGGAGAACAUUGCUAUGAUUGCUAUGAUCCCACCCGUUUCCUCUCUUUCCCCCUCCUUCCCCGCACACCCAAUUUUAUGUGUGCCAAUGGAAAGAGCUUAACGCACUUUCCUUUUUGGAGCUUUUCUUAUCAAAUUUAAGCUUUUCAGGCAUGAUAAAAAUGCUUCUGCAGUUAGGGAAUCGAGUGGGGCUCAAAAAUAAUCUUUUUCUUGUUGUCCGAGGAUUAUUCUGGCGUUACUGUUCUUGAAUGCAGGCAACACUGAGGAUGAAGCAAUGCUAUUUGCAAAGCUGUAUGCAGUCACUGCAAUCAAAAAUGUUGAGGAAGUGACGAGUAGCACUGAAUGAGCACAUGCAGAUAAUGUGUUCAGAAUGCUGUAGUCUGAAGAGAAAGAUUGCUCAGUCUGCCUUCCUCAAGAUUUCAGACCAAGGUUUUCAGAAAAGCUCCUGCUCCCCCUGAGCCAUUGCAUCCACAGCACGCAAAGGGCAAACUGUGUUUGUGUGUUUGAGCUGCCAGUGCUGCGUGGCUCUGCAAGGCUGGAGGGCAGUGGGCUUUUGCAAGUAAAGUGCUUGCUUAGAAUAUCAGAUCCAAAGCUGCAGCAUUGGUGGGCUCAGAGGUGUCAGUGUGGUUUGUUGUGAUGUCUUUCAGGCUUGCUUGGCACAAGCCUGUUCCUCGGGGAGGCCUCCCCAGGUUGGACUUCUGGCUGCUUGGCCAAUGUGUGCUUGUCCUGAUGGCUGGUUCAUGGGGAUGGUGCAUGAGGCAGCAGGCAUCUUCCUCUCCUUCCCACAUGGACAGCUUCUCAUUUAGACAGCUACCAGUCACAGUGUUGUUUUGCUUAGCAGGUGACAUAGCCCGCUGCUACCAUAACCUUGCUGUGGUCUGUCAUGGUUUUCACCUUUGCUUUCUUCUCCUGAGAGUCUGCAGAAACGACCCGACCCCCUAUGGCAAAGUGCUUCCUGCACCUUAAAUCCAAGGAUUAAAAUUAACCCAAGUCUGGGAACUGCUGGACACGUUCCUAAUGCACACUGCUGUUCUUCUGCGGGAAAGAAAUAGCUGGCACAGAUAAUCUGCAGCACAAAUCUCUGAAAUAAGUUCUGCAAAAUUAAAAUUCAGGUGGGGGUUAUGCAGAUUGCCUUAUUUGAAUAUUGAAAUCUUCUUUAGCUUUUUGAUGACUGCUUUAUCAUUGUUUUCCAUAUAUAUGCAAUGAUGCUCAUUUACAGCCUUCCCCAAUCAGUUAUACAGAAAUACCACUGCUAUAAAUAAAAUGUCAUUUGCAGGAGACAGAGUUUUGUAAGUUAAAUGAGGAAGAAAUACUCCCUUUGAAGAAAUGUUAGCCAUGAUCAGUUGGUUUGGGUGAAAUGGCUAUUCCCUGCUCUCCUUCCUUGACGCUGGACAGGGAAUACUGGUUUCUUUUUUCUCUUUUUGGUAGUGUUUCAGGAAGAUUGUCUUAAAAAAGAAGUCUCUGGCCGCUUUUUUGUGUGCAGCUCAGCCAGGGCAGUGGUCUGCACCCAGCAAAGCACAGAGCUGUCUCUUGCUGUCCCUCACUGUGCCCUCACUUCUCCCCUGCCACGGCUGCCCUCCAAGUCCUGCCAUCAGCAGCAGAGAAGCUAAUAGUGCUCUUUUUUUCCUACUCUCUUUGUUUUCUCAGCCAGGUCAUACUUUGGCUUUUUUGGUUCUUUCUCCUUACUAUACAUGCUGUCUGCUAAAUAAUUCAGAAUUGUUGGGCAGGAGAUAUGUCUGUCUAGUUAUUUAGUAUCACCAUCUCUGCUGGUAGUAUUUGAGUAGUGUCAGUAAAGUUGUAUUUAUCACUAUUGGGCAAAAGAAGAAGUGGUGCUUCAGGUCAUAACAGCAAAAAUAAGGGCACGAGUCACGCAGCCACUCAUCAGCCCCUGAGCUGCUCCCGAUCAUCAUUCUGCCACGGGCUUCCCUGCAACCUCCCUGCAGGGAAAUCACUUCACCUCCUCAGCAGCUUGCCCUCAUUUACAUGGGAGUGGUGAAUGCGCUUCGUUGGUGAACCCCGUGGGGUCAUUUUUAAAGUUCUACUCAGGGCUUCUGGCUUCUUCAAGCACUGAGAAAUUUCCUCAGCAGCGCUGGCUUUGAAAGAUACCCAGCAGCCCAGGUCAGAACACGUCUCAGCAGCAAAACUGCAGUUGUUUGAGUGCAGGAAAUUCUGUAAAACAGGAUGGGGGCCAGGUAAAGAUAAGAGCAGGAAACUCAAACUGCAGGGAGGCUGCUUCCAGCCCUCUUUUUGUUCAAGGGUGCUUAAAUAUGCAUUGUAGGAAGCUGAAUUUUCUAUCACCUAGGAUUUCUGACUUGAUUUAACAAUCUUUACUCAAAUAGUUGGGAUGGAAGGCUUGCAUAUGCAAUAAAGAAAGGAGUUGGUAGUUCCAGUGUUCACGUUUCCAGAUCUGAGUGAAGGUAUCCAAAGCCUUCAGUUGCAUUCCCACUGGCCCUGGUGCGUAAUAGAAUUGUGGUUUAGUUUUGAGCAUCUCCCCCCACUUGAAGAUGGCAGUUCAUGGUCAUGUUCUUGCUUUUAAAUGAACGAGUAUCUCUUAAUAGGAAAUCAGUGCAGUCUUGUUGAGGCCUGGUGCUUGGGCAGUACUGAGAGCUCUCUUUGUGGUGCCCAUCAUCUGGCAGGGAACCAUCUUCUCCUUGUGGGAGAACAUAACACCUUAGCUUUCAGCUUCUGCAGACAUCUGCUCUGUGCUGAGACAUUGGUCCCCUGUCUCCCUGUGCAGCACCAUCUGGCAGCCGUCUCAUGCGAGGCUGCACUGCCCGUUGCACUGUUAUUUUGUCCCAUUCCAGUACAGCUGUAGCCAUAAGACACUGCCAUUCACGGUGAUGAAACGCAGUGAGAUUAAGCUGUAAAAAUAAAACCUGAUGCACAGAAGCCCUGAAGCGCUGCUGAACCCUAAAGCCUGAUUCUGUGAGGAAUACGGCUCAGCAUGCCUGGCGUCCUGACCCUGGGAAGUUUGUAGUCUCCUUUACUCCUGGGUCUCAUCUGAGCCAAAGAGCUGCUUGUUGGCAUUUCUGGAAGCGCAGCCUGAGCUCUGCAGGUCUGGGUGGUGAGAGCUUCGUAUGGUGCGUGCAGGGAGCGCUCGGUGUGGCUGGUUCCUUCUGAAAGCUCCUUCUGCUUAUCCUGUCCCAAACACGCCAGCCAUAGGCUUCAGCACUUGAGGCCAGUUGGCAGGUUGAGGGUUAGUUCUUGGUUGGAGGUGGUAUCCAAUGCUUGCUAUGGAAAUAGUGCUUGGUUUCACACCCAGUGUGGUUUCAUUCCCUUUGUUUUGUGAGCUGUGCUCUCUGCCAGGUAACCUCACAGGGAAAACAGUGACGUAGGACUUAGUUUUGUUCCAGCUCGAUGUGAUGAGCGAUCUUAGUAAAGCAGUGCAGUUUCCUAUUGCUUCUGCAGCUCUUACAAAUGUAAUUGUGUUGGUUUGUUUUUUUGUUUUUGGUGCUACUGCUUGUUAAGAAAGGCUCUCUGUCUGACAGCAGUUAGACAGAUGCAACUGCAAAUCAGUGUAGAGUAUACGUGAACUCAAAAACAAAUCAGUUGGGCAUUAGUGUGCUUGCAAACAAAUAACGUAUUCUUAGUUCAGUUAUUUUAAAUGGAAACCAUUUAAACUGAAUAUAGUACAAAGUCUACAAAGUUAGAAACCACCUAUUUUCUAUUUUACUUCUCAAUCUAGUCCACCACUGAGAAUUGGCUUUACUGGAGUGAGUUAGUUACUCUGACCAAGAUAGGAAGUGUGAAUGAGGUGCUACUUCCUUUGUUGCCCCCGAAUAUCAGUGCCGAUGUUUUUAAGAUACAAAACUAAGGCUUGACUUCAGAGUCUGUUUUUAAACCCAGAUCUGGGAGAGUGGUGUUCACAAGCAGUAAGCACCAGAGAGCACCUGCUCAGGUGGAGUUGGUGGGAUCUAUGACUGGCUGUCCGUGUAUUGAAUAAGCAGGUUUAGUUCCUAACCUUUAAACCUCUGCAGUGAAGGGGUGGAGGGAAAUAAGCGUCCUUGUGAUGAGACCUGAGUUUGUCCUGUGGUUGUGCUGCUGUCUGGGGGAGAGCUGCUCUUUCAGCGUGUAGCUGGUUGUUUGGAAACUUCUUUGAAAUGGGUAUAAUUUGUUUUAUAUGAUUGACUUUUUUAUUUUUCACAUCAGAUUUGCAGGGUACCUUCCUCCCCUCUCCACUUCUUUCUCCUUCCAUUGCUGUGCUGUCUGUAGUGGUGACAUCCAUCAGAUGGUUAAAGUUCAGCUUCUCGAGUGAGGAGUUUAGCUUCAGCAAAGGCUUUGGGAGAUGCUGCAGGGUUUUUUUCCCUUUACAUGGUAUGAGUGUCCUGCUAAGAUUUUAUUCAAUGGCUUUUCUGUAACGUAUGCACAGAACAUAUGAGUUGGCAAAGAGGACUUGUUUGAAUAAAUAGAGCAUCUUAGCACUGUUAUGGAGGUAUUUACUGUAAUUUAGUUGAGACUGCAUUGACCUUCACAUUUACCUGCAGGACUGACAUCCCUUGUGCAUUGAAAAUUAGUUUCCAAAUCUGUUCUAACAGAUAAAUUUUUGCAGAUUUCUGCAGUAUUUUUUCUGUUGCUGUUGUUUUGUUAGUUGUCUAGAAUGUGUGUGCAAUUAGUGUAUUUUUUUUUUGUUUGUUUGGAGCAACUUUCACACAGUGGAUAGCUGAGUUUAGCAUCCUUAGUUGUGUUUAUCUGCUGGUACUUUGUCUUCUAUCACUUAGCAGUGGAAGUGCUAGCCCUUGGCACCACAGACAGGACCUGGCUUGCUUUUUACUUUGGGAGCUAGUAACCUAGGUCUCUGUGUGGCAUAUCUCAAAUCCCAUCCAUUGUUUUCAUGCUGUAAUAUGGAUGGAACAAAGUCUUCAGUUAAAACUAAGAAGUCUGUUCUGUCUUGUUUCUUUGCUUGGCCAAUAACUCCCAAUAUUCUUGUAGCCAGUAUGCAGAAGAAAGUAGCUGGAGAAGACAGAGGAAUGCUAGGGUGGGUAGCACAGCGUGGGCUGGAAGAGCAGAUCUCAGCAUUUGUUUAGCUGGAGCUGGAGUGCUUCAACGUUUAUUAACCAGGCUUUCCAGUUUUAAGUGUGUUACGCGUCCAGUGGAGCUGCUGUAAGCCCUAACUGCUAUUGAUGUUUACAUUCUAUGUUCUUCCUAGCACAUCUUUGGUCCCAUUUAUGUUUUCUGAGGAAUUUCUUCAGAAACACAAGCAGAUAAAGUUUGUGUUCUUUAAAUACACUUCCUUGGAGGAGUCUCAGUGUUGCUCUUGCAGUGGAGGAAUUGACAACUUGGAGCUGUCUUGUACUUAAAUAGAUUGAAUGGAGGAAGCACAGAAGGGUAUGUCUUAGAUGAAUGCCAGUCAGCAUGAAGGGGUUGCAGUGCCAGUGUGGCAGAGAAAUACAAGAAGUUUUAGUAAUUAACUCUGGUGAUAGCAGUUCCCAUAUAAUCCUCGUGCUUGGUGGGUUUUAUUCAUGGAGGCCAUGUAGGAGCUGCUUGGAUAAGAAGACUUGAAUGUCCUCUUGGCAGGCAAAAAAGUAAAAAGGAGCCUUUGCCUUGUCUUUGAGAAAGCUUUCCUUGCAAAGAGGAGGAGUUGCAUGUUAGGAGGAAAAUAGGUAUUGUCCUCAAAAGGGCAAAAAACAGGUUGACAGAGACUUCCUAGAGAAACUAGAGCAGCUGAAACUUGAGAAAUUUUGAACACUUCUAAUGAAAUAACUUCUCAGAGGGAUAUGUGGUUGCAGGGUUCUGCUGCCAUUGCUAUUGGGCAGGUUGUAGCUGUGAGUGGCUUUCUCCAGCUGGAGCUGCAGAGCAGGAGCAGAACACUGAGACAGUGCUCAGCCUCAUAGAGGAACACAUUGGUAUGGCUUGGCUGGAAGAGGCAGCUGGAGGCUGGGAUAACCCAGGUUGGUGAAACCAAAUGGGCUAGGUUUGGUCAUAGUUAGUCUAGCAGCUAAAAAAGCCAUGGAAGCAUAGCUACCACUGUUAUGUAUUUAUACAAUAGUGCAAUAAUAAGGAGGGUUUUGGUUUUGUUGUGUAGCUUCCAGUAUGCUUCCAAGAUGGCUCAAAAGAAAUGUUGGUGAACACACCUACAGUAAAAGGUGAGUCAGUGAUCUGUUCAGCUUUGAUAAAUCCUUACAGACACAAGUGAAUAUGCCCCUCUUAACCGACCCACCAUGCCACACAAGCAUGUAAAAGUAAUACUUUAAUGAGCUGGAAGUCAACCCAAGGUUUCUCUUCUCUGUGUUGGACAGGAAAAUUUCUUCAACAGCCGAGCCCUUCGUGAAAUUGGUAGCAUUUCUUAUUGCUUUGUUGUAGAAGCAUCAAACUUUAUUUUGCCUAUCCAUAGUUGAUGUUCUGGGCUUUGCAAGACUGUCUUAGAAAGAUUUACUGUGUGUUGACCAUUCUGAGCUGAGGGGUCUGGGGCAGAUGGUGGCUUUGCAGGAAAGAAAACCAAAAUUGCUGUUUGCUAGUCACUGAACAGUACUUAGAAUGGCUUGAGAAAAUUGAACCUCCAUCAUAAAUUGGAGAUUGUGAGGCAUCUCCCACUUUGUCCUUUGUCUUUGGAGGGUCAGGCGCUAGGGAAGCACGUGCUUGUGAAACACCUUGCUUAUAAAACACCUUGCUUAUACAGGUGAUAGAAAAUAUGUAAGUGCUAUCCAGACUUCCAACUGCUAGUCACUGAAGACUGAAUUACAGGGAAAGUCUUAAACCCUCUCCUGACUCCAAAUGACUUAGAGAGGCAGGAGCAUGCCCAAAAUCUAAGCCAUGCAGCGUGUAUUGCUUGCGGGACUUGGGUCAGCUGCUUAUCCAUGUGCAGCAGCAGUGCUCAAUGCAGACCUCUGCUGAUGUGUGAAUUUUAAACAGCUCCUUCCCACUACAGGUUUUAAAGAUUGCUUACGCUGUUCAGAAUAUUCGUUUGCUUUUGCCUCUUUCAGUUAUAGGUUCAAGGAGGAGAUUUUCAAAGGAGGAAACACCUCCUGCUGGGUCCUGGGCAGAAGGCAGCUAGUGCCAGUACCCUAACCAACCUCUGCAUUUCCAUCCAGAAGAGAUGGCCCUUUUCAGAAAGCAGUGACCUCUGAUAUAGGGUAUCUGAGCAUUUCUGUACUUUCAGUAUGUUGCUACAAGAGAAUGAAUGAAACUUGCACUGGACAGCUUGGUAGCUUGGAAGCCUUCUUCAGUGCUGGGGAUAUGGGUUCUGGUUUCCAAAUUUGCUUACUGGGUAUCUUACCCUUUUUUGUGCUGAACGUAUUAACUAAUGGGAACUGCAAGCUACUGUGAUACAAACUUCAGCAGUAUACCUGGAAUGGAUUUCCUAAAAACAUUCUGGUACAUCUAGUACUACACAUUGCAAGGAGAUGUAAGGUGAAGUCGGCUCCUACCUGAAGUACUGUCUUAUGUUGGGCUCUGCUUGUGCUAUAGAAUUCUUUUAAAUAAAUUCUAUUGCUCAAACAUGAGACUGAAAGGAGAAUGCUUGUUUCAGAAGAAGCACUUCAAAAGCAGCUCCCACCCCAGAGGCCCUGUCCAUUUCUGGCUCCCAGACCAGUGGGUGCUGGCAGAGCUCGGUCAGGGCACACUCCCUGUGCAGUAGGGGUGGGUGCUUUCCCCAGCAUGACCUCAUCUGUGGAGGAAGAAAAACAUGAAUUUCCCUUUCCCAGGCUGGGGGACCACAUGCCAGCUGUGAGGCUUGGCCUGCUGUUUGGUACCAGCACGGGGCCUUGCUGUGAAGGAAGAAUCUCCUUCCGACUGCCUGUGUGAUAGGAGAAACAGAUCUUAACUACAGAAGGGCCCUUCUGGUGGACGUCUGCAUUGGUGAGAUGAAUUGGGAAUAUCCCCUAGAAGGGUGGCUGUGCACAUGGAGGUGUGAACACUGGGGCUUGGCUGCUGUUGGCAGCUGAGGAGGGGCUGCUGUGGGUUCCCCCUGGGCCCAGGUGUCCUUUAGGCUGACAGUAGAGGGCUGCUUUGUCCCACGUGGCCCCUAGUGUUGAAGCACCAGCAGCAGUGCACCGCAGGCACCGGGCCAAGCGGGACAUGCUGAGCAGGGCAUGGCUAAAAGGAAGAGCAGGACUCUUACAGUGAAGAAGUUGUUACAAAAAUCUUUAGAUGAAAUGUGCGUGCUUUUUUUCCUAAGGAUCACAUAAUUUGUAUUUGCUUGAAAUUAAAGGGCAUGGGGCUGGGAGGACCUUCACCUCCUAUCCUCCCACUCUAGUUAUGCUCACAGGACAGCUGCAAGACAGUCUGGUAGCAGGAUGAGCUCCAUGGCAGAGCUAAGGGUCUCGGGUGCUGAGGAGCUGCAUCCCCCUGCGCUGACAUCCCGUGCAGCAGGCAGGGUGCUUCUGGCUGUGUUCCUGGCUGUGCUCCAGCCAGUGCUUCCAGUGCACACGCAAGGCUUUGCAAGAGAUUUUGCUCGAUGCUUUUGCAUGAAGGAAUUUGUGAGACACGACCUUUGUGCAGUGCCUUGCACAGCCCCUGGGAGUCCUGCGUGUCCUCUUGUCUCAUGUGCCUUUGUUUUAAAAUAAUAUUAAGCCUCAGACACCAGCUGAUUUACUUUAAUUCAACAUCCAACUUAUGUUUGAUUUCUUUUCAUAUUCAAGUGAGCCAUCUGGCUUUAAUGAACUGUAACUGUUUUUAAUGCUGCCUCCAGUUGCUAACAUCUGAAUAUUUCAUGUGCUGAAAGGAGGUUUGGAAUGCAGAAGUGAGACUGAGGAGUCCAAAGUGUUUCCAGAUCAUCUCUGCUCCAGCAGCACUCGUGCUCCCCUCCUCUUGAGGUUUAUCAGAAGAUAAUCUUUGGGGUGCCAGACUGUAAGCAUCCGCAGUGGCGGGUGCUAAUUACAAGUGCUUUCACUGUUGUGUACAGAAAACAACAGUGCUGCUUAUCGAAUCCUGAAUAGCUGCCCAGCCUGGGCAGAAUAUCAAUCAGCUUCAGCAGGAGCUGCCAGUGUUUGGCAUCUUUUAAAUAAACAGCCUCUUAAUUUUGGGGAUGUUUAAAUACUUCUAUGUUGUGUUUAAAAAAAAAAAAAAAAAAGAACCAGAUGAGGCUAGCUUUAUAUUGUCUACUUGAAUUCUAGAAGUUAACUGAGAGCUGGAUACCAUACAUUGAAAAUAACUUUUAUUUCACAUACAUUUGCCAGGACUACACUGUUUGAAGCCAGCAGUAAAUCUCCAGCUUGUUGGCCUGGGUGCUUCACGGGGUGUUUGUAUCAGCACUGCCACUGCUUUGUCCUAGCAGUGCGCAGGUGAUGGACAUCCUACAGGCCGUCACCAAGAAAUACUUUGAUUAAUGAUAAACUGCAGUUUGGUGGUUGCUGUGUGCCAAGCUUUGUGCAGGUUAUAGAAUCACAGAACCACCAAGGUUGGAAAAGACCUCCAAGAUCUUCCAUUCCAACUGUCCACCUGCCAUCAGUAUUUCCCCACCAAACCAUCGCCCUCCAUACAACAUCUAAACGCCUCUCGAACGCCUUCAGGGACAGUGACUCCACCACCUCCCUGGGCAGCCCAUUCCAGCACCUGACCACUCUUGGAGAAGAAAUUUUUCCUAACCCGAAUCUCCCCCAAUGCAAUGUGAGGGCAUCAUAGAGUCAUAGAGUGGUGUGGAUUAGGAAGGGACCUCAAGGGUCAUCAGGCUGAUCUCCUAGUCCUGUUUCAUAAAGGAUAAAAGGAACCUUAGAAGCCUAGACUGAGGCUGUCUGCAGAAGGAAACCACCUUCAGCCAGGGUAGAUAGGGAACACGUUGCUGCUGCAGCUUGCCUUGCACAGUGCUGACCUGAAGGGUGUGCGAAGAAGUGAUGGUGGCUGGUAGAAAUUGGUGACUCUGCUUGGUAUGUCGGUAACGGCACGGAGGGACAAAGUGUGUGAGUGAAGCUAACUGGUGCAUGCAGGAGAGCCCAGCCAGGCUGUGCAGUUCCCUGAAAUUGAUGCCAAACUCUGUGGCUCAGCCUGCAGAGCAGAUUAUGUCAGCGUGGAAGUGCCUUGCAGUUGAGUUGAGCUGUGUGCUGCGGCCACCUUGCAAGCCUGGGUGCUCAGAACACAAGCAUUUGCAUUCUGCUGCACUGAGCAUUUUACAGUUACCCUUGGAAAUCCUCCACAAACCCAGAUUACAGAACUUCGGGAUGCUUUUUUUCCCCCCUGUUGUUUUCUGCCCUCUGCGCACUCUGAUAGACCCCGGGGGGGUCUGGCAGUCGUGGCCACCUCAGGCCCUUUUCACAGAGCUGCUGCUUCAGGAUACUUCUAUUUCUAGCAAGAGGCUACGUUUCAAAGGAAAAAACACGCUGUUAGAAUUUUUCAGACCAGAUGUUAGUCACAAUGUGCUUAUUUGAAUGUCAAUACAAAUGGAACUGCAGCCUGCAGAAAGCUACUUAAGUUUGCUGGUGUUCGUAGUGGGAUGGAAAACGAUCUUUUAGUCAUUUGUAGCCAUCUCAUGCCAGGUCCGAUUAGAAUCUCAGAAGUGACGUCAUAGUUGCACCUCCGAAGCAUUGCCGUCCUGAAGAACGUUCACCCGUUUCUGAUGCUCGUUUUGAAGUCAGAUUUUGUGUUUCCAUCUGCUCAGCAACUGGAUCCCUUCAUGAAUGUCCUGGCUGCCAGCAGGAUUUAAAGUGGAAGGCAACUCAUGACCACUAAACUGUGACAAUUCCAGAUUCUCCUGCUUCUGGCUGCUUGGAAUAACCACUGGGCUGCUGUGGAGAUGAAUGGAGAACAGCAGCAUGAUGCAGAUGCUGGUUCUGGUGUGGAAGAUAUGGAAUUCAGUUGGGAUGAAUAUCUAGAAGACACAGGAGCAGUUGCAGCCCCUCAUGGGUCUUUUAAACAUGUGGACACAAGUUUGCAGAAUGGUUUUGCGCCUGGUAUGAAGCUGGAGGUUGCUGUCAAGUCUGACCAAAACACCUAUUGGGUGGCCACCAUCAUUACUACCUGCGGGCAGCUGCUCCUAUUGCGCUACGAUGGUUACGGGGAGGAUCGCAAGGCUGACUUCUGGUGUGAUAUCAUGACAGCUGAUUUGCACCCCAUCGGCUGGUGUGAGCAGAACGAGAAGGUUCUCAAAGUGCCUGAAGGUAUCAAAGACAAGAUACCUGACCAGGAGGAAUUCCUUCAGCGAGUGCUGAAAGGGGCAUGCAGUGCCCCUGCUAACUUGCUGGAGGGGCUUCACAGAGGGAAAAAUCCAUUGGAUCUCAUUGCACCAGGCUCCCGACUGGAACUCCAGAACUCCCGGGAUGCCCUGGAGGCCUGGAUUGUCAAUGUGGUAGAAAAUGUUGGUGGGAGACUCAAGUUGCGAUAUGAAGGGCUGGAGGAUUCUGACAAAUUUGACCAGUGGAUAUUCUACUUGGACCCUUUCCUUCAUCAAGUGGGAUGGGCAACUCAAAACGGAUAUAACCUGCAACCACCUUUAGCCAUUAGGUCUUUGAAAAGUGAAGCAGAUUGGCAAGAAAUCCUGAAGAAGGUAAAAGAGGAGGAAGAGGAGUCAUCAGUUCCUACAGAUCUCUUUAAGGAUAAACCUGUGAUUGGAGUGCAUUCAUUCUCUGAAGGCAUGAAGUUAGAAGCUGUGGACCCAAUGGCUCCCUUUGUGAUCUCUCCUGCCACAGUUCUCAAGGUGUACAAUGAAAAAUAUUUCAUGAUAGAAAUUGAUGACUUGAGGCCAGAGCGUGCAACCAGCCAGUCUUACAUUUGCCAUGUCAACAGUGCUGGGAUUUUCCCAGUACAGUGGAGUCUGAAGAACGGCAUACAUCUCAGUCCCCCACCAGGUUAUCCUGGGCAGGACUUUGAUUGGGCAGACUACCUCAAACAGUGUGGUGCUGAGGCAGCUCCCCAGAGCUGCUUCCCUUCGUUAACUUCUGACCAUGGAUUUAAGGAGAAUAUGAAACUUGAGGCUGUGAACCCAGUUGAUCCUGAGGAAGUUUGCAUUGCUACAGUCACCAAGUUGAAAGAUUCCUACCUCUGGCUUCAGCUGGAGGGCUCCAAGAAGCCCAUCCCUGACUGCAUAGUGAGUGUGGAAUCAAUGAAUAUAUUUCCAGUGGGCUGGUGUGAGACGAAUGGAUAUCAGCUCAGACCUCCUCGCAAAGCAAUAGUAAAUAAGCAGAAAAAGAUUGCAGUAGUUCAACCAGAGAAACAAAUUUUGUCUUCAAGGUCAGUUCAUGAUGGACUAAAGAACCAGGAACUGAACUCUUCAGAUUCAGUGGUAAUUAAUGGAAAGUAUUGCUGCCCAAAGAUCUACUUCAACCACCGGUGCUUCUCAGGGCCUUACCUUAACAAGGGCAGGAUUGCAGAGCUUCCUCAGUCUGUGGGACCUGGGAACUGUGUUCUUGUUCUGAAAGAGGUUCUCACUUUAUUGAUCAAUGCAGCGUACAAACCCAGCCGUGUCCUGCGAGAGCUGCAGUUGGAUGAAGAAGCUGCAUGGCAUGGGCAUGGAGAGACCCUAAAAGCCAAGUACAAAGGGAAGAGCUACCGUGCAACUGUGGAAGUUGUGAGGACAGCAGAUCGGGUGGCAGAUUUCUGCAGGAAAACAUGCAUCAAACUGGAAUGUUGUCCGAACCUCUUUGGCCCUCAGAUGGUGCUGGAUAAGUGUUCAGAGAACUGCUCCGUCCUGACAAAGACUAAAUACACACACUAUUAUGGAAAGCGGAAAAACAAGCGGAUAGGUAGGCCUCCGGGUGGCCACAGUAACCUGGAAGUAGCCAUGAAGAAACCAAAUAAAAGACGGAAGAAACGAAAACAUUUUUUUGUUCAUAAGAAAAAACGUUCUUCUACUUCAGUGGAUAACACUCCAGCUGGAUCUCCCCAGGGCAGUGGAGGAGAAGAGGAGGAUGACCAGGAUGAGGUAGAUGAAGAAUCUCUGACUGAGGAUAGUACAUCCGAGCAGCAAGAUGAACUGCUUGAGGAAUCAGAGGUAUCAGAGAAAAAAUCACUGUCAUCCUCUCCUACACAGAGUGAGCUGUCUCAUUCUCUGACUCAGGACCAAGACAAGAGGAAGAGGAAGCUUAGGACCUUUUCUUUUUCUGAUGAUGAAAAUAAGCCUCCUUCGCCAAAGGAAAUAAAGAUUGAAGUUGCCGAAAAGCUGCAGCUGGACAGCAACCCUUUGGAAUGGAGCGUGGCUGACGUCGUGCGAUUCCUCAAAUCCACUGACUGUGCACCGCUGGCGAGAAUUUUUCUUGACCAGGAAAUUGAUGGCCAAGCACUGCUGCUGCUGACCCUACCAACCGUUCAGGAGUGUAUGGACUUGAAACUUGGGCCAGCUAUUAAACUUUGCCAUCACAUUGAAAGGGUUAAACUUGCUUUUUACCAGCAGUUCGCUAACUGAGAAGCAGUGAAGUUGAAGCGGACCUUUGAAGCACAACUAUGCUCCUUUCUCUCUAUCAAGGAAAGCCAAAAAAAGCUGAACUGGCAACCCAGGAGCAUCAGUCAACCUCCAUUUUUUGCUUUGAAGAAAAGACAACAUCUGGAGGAAAAUGCCAAUGCAAACAUAGGGGCUACUCUACCAGCUGCCAACUUGGGAACACAAUAGUGUCUUGCUCUAUGGUUCCCUUUUUUUAAAGUAUUUUUUAAUGACUACAGAAAAGUUCCCUCUGGUGGGAAGUGACAUUUCAAUAGUUCUGUUGGCACAGAACUUUAAAAGGAGAAACGGAUCCUGUUUACGUUCGCAUGCAGGCUGCCAGAAAUAACCUUUCUAUAUUCCUGGUGAUUCACAGAAUCUCCAUUCCCCGCCCCCAUGGACGGACACUUGCUUUACCACAGCACUGGCUUUGGAAUGUGCUUGGUGCACAUUCAUUUGUUAAUGUUGAGUAUUUUGAUGAAUUUGUUCAUUGUUAGGACAGCAAUGUGACCACAAGGUUCUGAAUGUACAGUAUAGCAAGAGUGUGAUUUGUUUCUUGUUUUGUUUAGAGUUUUUUUGUCUCUGUUGUUGGGUUUUUGUUUUGUCUUUUGUUUUUGUUUUUACUACCUCUGUGGCCUGAACAGUAGAAAUGAUGAACUAAAAAGGGAGGGAACUACUUCUGGACAAUUCAUAGGUAGCUGCACAGCAGUCUCUCUUCCGUAGGCAUGUCAGAAAUACAAAGCAGCAUAAGCAUAUAGAGCUUCUGUUCCAGAGGGUAAGUGGAAUCCUGUGCAGGCUGAACUUGGAUGUUACCUUAUUCUGAGAUGUCAGAAAAUAAUUAUUUUGCACUUCUCUUACAGAUGGGCUGUGGGGUGGGAAGAAAAAAAAAAAAAAAGGAAGAAAAGAGAAAGUGCCUCUGCAUUUUCUUUUAUUAUGGUUUUCAGAUAAAGGAUAUUUUCUUUAUUUUGCCCUUUAGAAUUCUGUGAAGUUGUUUCCCUUUUCUUAAAGAAUUGGGCCAUGUACACAGAGCCUGUCAGCAGCUUUUUGCUUUGUUACCUGUACAUCAUCUUGGAGAAUACACGAAGAAAACUGCGAUCAGUGAGGACUGCAGCGUAGCUCUGCCAGUGUUUGCAUGCUGGAAACUAUCUUAAAGCAUGACUUUGUAUUUUUACCUACUUACAGCUACUCAGGAUCAGACUUGACAACUAUGUGGGGGCUUGGGAAGGGCUUUUUGUGCUUUUUCUAGAGAAAAGGAAAAAGACCUGAGGGGCAUCUAGUUUCAUCAGUAGACCCGCAGUAGGAUGAACUGCUGAUUUUAAUUUUAGACAUUAAACCAGAUCAGCCACUUGCUGUGGACCUGUGCUUCACACUUGAAGUAAGAGGGCUUACCUUACUUUCCAUUAAAGAGGCAGGAAAUUUGCAUCAGGCUUGAGAUCUGCUUCACAUAAGGAUUAGGUUUCCAAUGCUUUGCAUUCAUUUACUUUGCUUGCUCUCACCAGUAUGUGGAGGAGCACGGGCUGGAGCUUUGUGAAGCCAGGAAGCAUGCAGCCCUGGUCCUUCCUCCUGUUCAUUUACCUUUUCAGAUAAAGACCGUGGUGCACUAAGACAGUUGAGGUAGGAAGGUGCUUACUGCAGGGAUUUCUUUAGGAAGAUACAUUUGCUAGCUUCUGUGUGGUUACUCUGAUCAGUGGAUAAAUUCAGGCUUCUCUAAGGCCUAAAAUGAUCGGUUAUUCUGGGGCUGGGAGCUGUAGAUUCAUUGAAGAGGUCAUCUGUAAACUAAGAGCUGUAAACUAAGAGGAGCUGAGUUUGCACAGUCUGUAUCCACCACACAUGUUGAGGGGAGUGAUGACCAAUGAAAACUGUUCUGAGGAAGCAAAACUAAAUGACUGAUUUUGAUUUCUUUUGCUGUGAGCCCCUUAGAAUAGCUACCUCACCGAGGCAGAACUACUUACAGAAGUGCUAAAAUGCAAAAAGUUAAAUUGAAAACAAAAUGUCCCUUUUUCUUCCCUGCCCCAAAUAUGUGGCCGAUGAAAGGAUGUUUUGGCUCUUUGUGUGACCCUCCUGUACCCCAUUCAUUUAGUGUAGGCUCAGUGAGAAGCAUUUAUGCCUGAAAAGUUUUUUGAAAGAAACCUUGUUGCUUUGCUGUCAGCAUCUUGUCUUGAGAAAUUUGACCAGCAGAGAACUUCUGGGCUGAAAGAUGAUGCUUUUGUCAUUCUUCAGGGAUUCCAGAAUUCCCUUGUGUUGUUAAAGAAGCUGGUACCCAGCAGAUUUACUUGCAUAGCCAAGAGAUGUUACUUCCAGAUAGAUGUCCUUCAGAGUAGCUGUCAGGAGAGAACAGAGCUUAAAGGAUAACUUAGUGAGCCUGUUCACAUGGCACCUAGGGUAUAAAUACAAAAGUCAUACUUCUUUUAUUCAGCAAAUAAAGCAGUCGGUUUCAGAGGUCAGCGGGAGACUUACUGGUCACCUUUGGCAUGUUUUAUAGGCUGGAUUUUUCUGCCUUGUUUUGGGAGGCACUGACAGUCUGGUCCCAAUGGGAUCUGUUUUUGUUGUGAUUUUCGAUAGGGAUGUUUUCAUUAUUUGUGAAAUGUUUUUAUGCUGCACACGGGUACUGUACACUCUGUUUCCUGGAAGAAGACGCACUCUUUUACUGUUGGAUUUUAAAAGGAAUAACUGGGGCUUAAUCUUGAUGAAUGGUGUUUCUACACAGCUAUUUCAGCUUUUUCUUCUUAUCUAUGUGGCAGAUAACACAACCGCACUUACAUUUGUUCAUCUUGCAGCAAUAUGACUUAAAUCAGCUCACAUUCUGCUGUCUUUCUUCAAAACUGGGUUUUUGGGUAGCUCAGUGCUCGAAUCCUUGGCUUCGGGAUUAUAUCUGUGUUUUACCAGCAGGAAAUGCUGGGACUUCAGUAAUUCAAUUUGGCUUCAGAGGUUUGUGCUGUCCUCUACCAUUUCCAUUCGUCACAAAACAUGACAAAGCUGAAGUCCAAGAGGGAAGCAGUGGUAUCUUGCAAAUGGCUUCAUUACAAGAAAAUGAACCCUCCAUUGGGCCUCGUGUACUGUUUAUAUAGAUGGUAAAAGGAGAUGCUGCUUAAAUGACCCACUGAUGGCUUAUACUCUUGUCUGUCUGAUUUUUGUAUGCAUUGUACAGCCUUGGUUUGCACAUUAUAGCUUUAGAAGCCUGGUGGUGCCUCUAUAUGGCACUCACACUGUGCUAAGCUUAGCCUCACUAGGCAGCAAUAUUUCGCUGUUGAGUUACUGCAGUGUGCAGAAUCAACACAAGGAACCCAUACGAGAAAUAUUUGACUUGUAAAACUGUCAUGCAAGGUUAAUGUGGUAGAAUGAUCCCCAAAGGCAUGAGCAGCUUGCUGUUCACCUUAAGCUGAAAGUGACCCUUCCAGAAGAGGGGAGGUGCAGCACUAAGCCCUUCUGCAAGUUGCUCUUUGAGAAAGAAAGAAGGAAAAGGAAAUUCAUUUGUGUCUUGUAUAGAACACCACGGAUGUCUGAUGUAUCUCCUGGGGUUAAUGGAGUACAGAGUUCAGAGUGGUUAGGGUUACUUUUUCCUGUCACAACUUUCAGCAUUAUUUUGUUGUUGCUUUAAACUUUACUAGGGUUUAUUCUUGAUUCUGCCAAUGCUUUAAAGGAGGAAGGGAGUAUUUUGCUGCUAAGUCCACAAAAGUGUAAAUGUAUUUACAGUAGAUUGGACUGAGCACUCACUCCAUUCUUCUGUAUGAAAUACAAAAAUGUGGCAAAAGGAGAGGUGGCUUGGGAGAUUUUUGAAUGUAAUUGAAUAGGCUUCAAAACUGUCAAGCUCAGAUUGGAGACUGAAUACUUUUGAACCAAACCUGUUGCUAGAGAAUAGGUUGUUAGACGAAGUAGCCUUACCAGAAAGCCAAAAAUACGAUGAUCCAAUAUAAAGCUACUCCUUAACCAGUCCUGUCACUUGGUGGCAGACUGGUUACUGCCUGCUGUGAGCUCAAAUCGCUGAACAAUAAGCAAGCACAAAGACAUAGGCUCUGUCAAGGAGACUUCAGAUGCUGUCCAAAGGCUCCAUUUUAAAGGGAUUGUGUGCUGAACCACCUUUCAGAGUGCUGCUGAACUCGCCCAAGCAUGCAUGUAGCCUUGUUUUCAAAGGCAGCCUUAUGGGUGAAGGAUUUGGAAGGGGACUUGAGAACAUCUGGGUACAGCAAGCCUCUCUACUGUUAUGUGUGUGUGUGUGUUUGGUUUUUUUUAAAAUGAUGAUAACAGUCUGUAUGGAAUCUAGUGAAAACAACUCACGUUUAGUGGCACUUUGUCUCCAUGGUCAUUUCCAGCUUCUUCAGAGUUGCAUCUCUUGUCCCGAAAUGCACCAGACAAUAAAGGUGGAUUUUUUGAUGGGAAGACACAGUUCCCGUUAGGUGCAAAGCCAGCGGUGUCUGGCUCAGCUUUAAGCCAUGGGAGCGAGCAGGUCUUGCACUGACAAAACUCAUCCUGACAGCAUGACGGCGGGCACGCAGCCUGCAGACGUCCUCUGGCGUUGCACAGUUCAAGAGGAACAGGCCUGCUGCUCGAGUCCUGCUCAACGUGUGUGAAUGAACAAUGAAUUCCGGGCACAAAUGGUUCUUGCCCACUCCCCAAAAGUUGUUGACCACCAGUUUCCAAGAAACCUUGUGGAAAAAUAUUUUUUUUUUUUCUGGAGGCAUCAUCUUUCUCCGCUCCUCUUUGAUUCCUUUUAUUAUUAUUAUUAUUUCUGUUUAAAAGAAAUUAAAAAAUAAUCCUUGUAGACAAUCAGAGGCCUUUGGGGAGGCUUUGCCCUAAGGGGUACCUGCUCUCCACGCCUGGGCCUGUUUCUUAUACUAACUCAUUGGAACUGAUGCACUUUUCCUGUAUUUCGCCUUUUUUUAAUUAGCUGCUUAUUCUUAAACAAAGAUUUAAAUGCAUAUUGUGUUGUGUCCCUUCUGCUUCUGGUUUUAUCCUUCUUUCACUUUUAAAUAUAUAUAUAUAUAUAUAUAUAUGCAGUGAGACUGAAGUACUAAAUGGAAGAGAAACACGAACAAGAGAACGCGCGUGCGAAGCGCCGCCGCUGCUGGAGCAGGUGGAACAAUUUAACCAGAGGCUUUUUUAAAAAAUAUUUUGGAGGGAUAUUUUGCUUGUUUUGCCUGUAAAUAAUGUACAUAAGUUUGUGGUAUAUGAUGGUUUUAAGUGGUUGUAAGAAAAUUAAAAGAAGAUACUUAAACUGUCA
Gallus gallus (chicken) is the source of this 20325-nucleotide messenger RNA. It is a transcript of the gene SFMBT1, whose product is annotated as Scm like with four mbt domains 1. The transcript is spliced from 21 exons. Gene Ontology annotation, biological process: regulation of DNA-templated transcription. Gene Ontology annotation, molecular function: histone binding; transcription corepressor activity. The record is from RefSeq and is a predicted model, not a curated record. Gene Ontology annotation, cellular component: nucleus. Lineage: Eukaryota; Metazoa; Chordata; Aves; Galliformes; Phasianidae. Bases 12492 to 15095 code for a protein of 867 amino acids.